AUGGACACGAGCAAACUCAAGCCCAACGACCCGCGGGUCACGAGCCACUACGCGACCAUCCGUGGCAAGAAAUACCACUACAUUAUUGGCGAGCCUCAGGGCGCCAAGGUCGGCACCAUGCUGCUUGUGCACGGCUUCCCGGACAUGGGCUUCGGCUGGCGCGCGCAGGUCCCCUACUUCAUGUCCCGCGGCUACCAGGUCAUUGUCCCCGACAACGUCGGCUACGCGCGCACCGACGCCCCGGCCGACCUGAGCCAGUACACCUUCAAGAGCACCACGGCCGACCUGGCGGAGCUGGCGCGCAAGCACGUCGGCCCCGACGGCCAGAUCGUGCUGGGCGGCCACGACUGGGGCGGCCUGGUCGCCUGGCGCAUGGUCGACCGGUACCCGGAGCUGGUGCAGCGCGCCUUUGUCGUGUGCACGCCGUACAUGAAGCCGGCCGCGCAGUACACGCCGCUCGAGGACCUCAUCAAGGCGGGCAUCCUGACCAACUUUACGUACCAGCUGCAGUUCCACGGGCCCGACGUCGAGACGCGGAUCCAGGGCCGCGACCAGAUCCGCAAGCUGCUCAACGCCAUGUUUGGCGGGCAGGGCCCCAGCGGCGAGGUCGGCUUCCGCGUGAGCCAGGGCGUCCUCUUUGACAGCCUCGACGGCCUGGGCCCGUCGCCGCUGCUGUCGCCCGCGGAGCUCGACUUUUACGCCGACGAGUACGCGCGCCAGGCGGCGCCCGAGAUGCGCGGCCCGCUCAACUGGUACCGCACGCGCAAGCUCAACUUUGAGGCCGACGAGGAGCUGGCGGCCGCCGGGCAGAAGAAGGUGGCGGUGCCGUCGCUCUUCAUCGCGGCCAGCAGGGACGCGGCGCUGCCGCCGGCGCUGUCGCAGUCGAUGGACGAGCAGUUUGAGGACCUCACAAAGGCAGAGGUGGAUGCCAGCCACUGGGCGCUGGUCGAGAAGGCGGAUGAGGUCAACAGCAUCGUGAGUGAGUGGCUGGACAAGAAGGCGCCUUCCAAGGCAUCGCUGUAA
Messenger RNA from Akanthomyces muscarius, 1023 nucleotides. RefSeq lists its product as uncharacterized. Gene Ontology annotation, molecular function: hydrolase activity. The transcript has a single exon. Lineage: Eukaryota; Fungi; Ascomycota; Sordariomycetes; Hypocreales; Cordycipitaceae. The coding region runs from base 1 to 1023 and encodes 340 amino acids. The record is from RefSeq and is a predicted model, not a curated record.